GUAACAUUUUCCUUUUCGGAUAUGGUUAAGUUUGUAGUUAUUAUAUAUGUGAAUUGAUCGGUAAGCCAGACAAACAAUUGGAACCAAAAAAUUUCAAUUUCCUUUUCCGGUUUUCCCUUCCAAAUCCGCAAGCAAAAGCAGAGUCUUCUGUCAAUUGGUCUGAGCCAUGGCGACGGAAAACUGCACCGCGGCUUCUGAUCUGGCUCUCGGCGCACGGUUCCGCCCUGCUCGAGUCUGCGGAAAACGACGCCUCCGUUCAGAAGUAAAUCCUCCUACUCCAGCGAUAAGCAAACUGGGAGACGAUCUCCUCACAGAAAUUCUGGUUCGCGGUUUCCCGGAUCCUAGAUCCGCCUGCCGGAGCAGAGCCGUAUGCAAGCAAUGGAGAUCCCUGAUUUCCGAUCCCUGCUUCGGUCGCCGCUUCCUUUCUUACCACCAGAGCAUGAACAAACACCCUCCUCCCAAGCUUCUUCACUCGACUGACACGAAAUCUGUCUCACUGAGCUUUAUCCCCUGGCCCGCCGAUUGCGCCUCCAAUAUACGGUUGGAGCUGGCAAGUUUCGCAGUUUUUGAUUGCUUCAAGGACCUGCUUUUAUGUGGCUUUGGGGAACUAGGUUACCGCCAUACUAGUGCUGAACUUGGCAGAACGUACUUGCUGUGCAAUCCGUUUACGAAGCAAUGGAUGGCACUUCCUUUGGCCCCUGAUAGACCAGUGGGGCAUUCGGGAUUGCGUGCAAGAUGCGAAUUCCAUGAAACUAGAUGUGUUCUCUUCGGAGUCUGGAGAAUGGACCAGGGAGGCGUUUGUUCUUGAAGGUGCUGUGCACUUGAUUGUGUUUGAGGAGGGCACUAGACCUGCUUCUUCGAGGAUUGUUUUGAGUGUUUGGAGGUUAAACGAAGACUGUAAAUUCUGGAGGAAGGUAUGCGCAGGUCUGGUCAAGUCAUCCUCAGACGGGGAGGGCAGCUAGAGUUCUUCGCUAAACUAGCUCAACAUUGUAGUGGUUGGAGGGUGUUCCAGACUAAGGUCUCUUGCUGGCCUACUCCAAUUCCAAAGUACCAGAAGUUGCGAGUUAGGUACGAUGGAAUCUUCGACUGUUGGGAUCAGUUUGAUGAACCCGAACCAAUAACUCCCUUGAUAACUGGUACUUAUGUUACUUCGACUUCUGAGAAUUUGCCUUUUGAACAAAUAGAAGAAUGGCCACCCGUUAACAUUUAACGGUCAAUUGUAAAAGUUGACUGCCACAUAAGCAAAGUUAACGGAGUUGGACGGAGAGUGACCGAGUUUGAACUAUUUAACUAAUUUUAGUGACUGCGAAC
Molecule: messenger RNA, 1311 nt
Organism: Linum tenue
Lineage: Eukaryota; Viridiplantae; Streptophyta; Magnoliopsida; Malpighiales; Linaceae
Source: the annotation of a GenBank genome assembly